Messenger RNA from Medioppia subpectinata, 987 nucleotides. Lineage: Eukaryota; Metazoa; Arthropoda; Arachnida; Sarcoptiformes; Oppiidae. The record is from the annotation of a GenBank genome assembly.
AUGGUACAAAAGUUCACGAUAUUGUUUGCGCCCGUGGAAAGCGUGGGACACGUGAAUCCAUGUAUAGGUUUGGGUGAAGUACUGCUGAGUCGGGGCCACAAAGUGGUCUUUGCUGUCGACCAAUCAUUUGCAGGAAAAUUAUCGCCGUUUGGUUUCAUUGAAGAGAUUUUUACUUCAAACGAAACCAAAAGUCGUAAACCGGGAGAAAAUAUGGCCAUAGGUUUACUUGAGACGGGACUCUUGUCGGACAAAACGUCUUAUGAAUCGAUACAACUUCUGCUGAAUUGGCCCAUCUUUGAGGUUUUGAUGAACAAACUGAGAGCCAAUGAACCACAGCUUAAAGCAAUUGUAGACAAACAUAAUCCCGAUGUGUAUAUCAUCGACGACUUCGCCGCCUCUCCAACAUUAAUCCACUCAAACAAACCCUGGAUUUUCUUGUGUAGCGCUAAUCCAUUAUUUUGCCUAGAUGAUGAGUUGACUCCACCCAAUACUUCAGGCUACCCUUCAAAUGACCCAAAAGAUUGGGACAAAUACAGGGCAUUUAUGACAGACGCACACAAACGACGAAACAUUAUAUAUAAUGAAUGGAUGAAAGAGGAAGGAUAUCCCAUUAACACCGACAACACAUCCUUCCCGAUAUCGCCAUAUCUUAAUAUUUAUGGAUAUCCUGAAGAACUCGAUUACACAGACAUCCGACCCAUACCUCAGAAGUGGUUAAGAGUCGACACAUUUAUGAGAAGAGGAGAGAAACAAGAGUUUAAAAUUCCCGAUAAAUUUCGUGACAGAGAUAUAGAGAAAAAUAAAUUAAUUUACCUCUCAUUGGGUUCUAUGGGUUCAGCAAAUGUGGAUCUAAUGAAGAAAUUGGUGUCUAUUCUCAGCAAAAGUCAGCACAAGAUUAUUGUCUCGAAGGGAGUUCUCGGAGACACAUAUGAAUUGGCGGACAAUAUGUGGGGCGAGAACUCAGUUCCGCAGACAAAAGUGUUGCCA